This is a messenger RNA of Schizosaccharomyces japonicus yFS275, 2277 nucleotides long. Its product is annotated as PHD finger containing protein Phf2. The coding region runs from base 354 to 1967 and encodes 537 amino acids. Gene Ontology annotation, biological process: heterochromatin boundary formation; chromatin remodeling. The transcript has 3 exons. NCBI's taxonomy places the organism in Eukaryota, Fungi, Ascomycota, Schizosaccharomycetes, Schizosaccharomycetales, Schizosaccharomycetaceae. The record is from RefSeq and is a predicted model, not a curated record. Gene Ontology annotation, cellular component: protein-containing complex; Lsd1/2 complex; mating-type region heterochromatin. Gene Ontology annotation, molecular function: nucleosome binding.
UUUUGUUUGUUGCUUUCACCACCAUUCCGCAAAGCAUGCCCGUUGGCAAAGCUACCGGUGCAUUUGUUAUUGGUAACAGUGAAUUGAUUUGUAUGAACGCUGUGAUUGGUAUCUGGUGCUGAACGUAAAGCAAAACAAUUCUUGGACUCGACCGCUUGUUUUACAGUACCAACAUCACGAGUUGUUUUCGGUUGUUCUCAUUUAAAAACUGAUAAUUCUGGUUACUUUUACCAAUUCACAUUCUUCUUGAAUCAACUGUUUUUUAGUGUGUUCAUUCUACAUCGUUUCGUUCUCUGUACUAUUUUCAUUUUGCCUCUCCUGUUCAUCCUGGAUACGUUCUUUCUCAAUUAGUUAUGACCGAGAAUUCGUAUUACGAAGGCGACAAAUUGCCUUUCGAACCGGAUUCCUAUAAUUUUGGAUUUGACGGUAAUCGGCGCUUUGAUAACUCACUCUCACAGUCCCCGUUCCUUGUUGAUUCAAAUGGACAAUCAGGAUCACCACAAGAUCAUCAGGUGCUAGUGAAUCAUCCGUUUAGCCGUUUAGGUAACCAAAACGGUAUCGAUCAUGACAUAACGCUUCCUCCUAAUUUCCAGACAUUUGAACAACAGCAGAAUGCAUCUGCUUCGUUUAACUCACUCACCGCUGUUGCUUCAAAUAACCUUUUACAACAAGAAGGCAGAACACCCAAUCUUGCUGACACUCACUUAGUUACCCCGGAGCAUCCUGUCGAAGUAGGAGUUCAGUCGCAACCCGUUCACACCUCGUCUAUUCCUUCUACAAAUUUAAAUAACCAGUCGCAAGCUACUCCGGUUACUGUUGCGUUUAAUGCUGCUCGGAAACGGACAUGGCCGGCUACUCUUGCCAUUGAACGUUCUGAAGAUGGGACAGAAUUGUAUGAUACAAUUAAUGAUGAUUUCGAGGAACACUAUACCUUUGAUGGCAUUAAAACAAAAUCCGGUCGCAAGGUUCAUAAGCCAUCACAUUUUGAUCCCCUCAAAAAAUUCCCGACUCGGAGGCGUGGCCCUGGUCGCCGUCCUAUGGUUGCUGAAGCUUUGAAAUGCUCUGUAUGUCAGAGAUUACAUUCACCAUACAAAAAUCGAGUUGUUUUCUGUGAUGGUUGCAAUACGACUUAUCAUCAACUGUGUCAUGAUCCGCCUAUUCCCGACGAAUUUCUGGAGUCCACAAAAGCUGAGUGGUUUUGUAACGACUGCCGGAGAAAAAAGAUGAAGAGAUCUCUCGUUACAGGAGCAACUGGCAAAGAACUUAACUUAACCCUGGCAGAAAAAAAGUCUUAUCUUGGAAACUUACCAGUUUCACAGCUGGUAGAUUUGCUACUCCUAUGUGAACAUUACCAUCCGGAUUUGGCUGUUUUCAGUCCAAACACUCUGAACAUUUUAAACAAUAUGAAUGAAAAAAGUGCAGAACCCGCGCAAACGAACGUGCCUGCGACUAUUGAUUUGAGUCAAAAUCCGCCUAAAAUUACAACUCGGGCGACCAAAACAAAACAGAAAAAUCAACGGAAAACCGAGAAAGCUAAUGGCUCCCCUGGUUUCCCUCUUAUUAAUUCGGAAACGGAUGUGCUCAUCAUGUCAGAGGAGGAAUUCCUCUCCACUUACACUGGAACAGAUGAAGCUGUACUACAAGUAUUGGAACAAACUACAUCCAAACUGACUAUGGACACGAUUUACAGCAUCAUUGAAAGCAAGUUCGCGAAUCGUCGUUUUACUCGCUCCCUUGUGACUAGCAGUCUAAAUAGACUUGUUCGACUUCAUCGGGUUAAUCGAGAACCUACGACCGGAGAGUAUACAAUUGACCAAAACUUUGAUCGGCUACGCCCUACUAUCCGAAGAGAUUGCGCUGCAACGGGUCCUCUUAACUUCGACCUUUCAGACGAGCUUGCGUAUGAAACGAGCAUGCCAAAUAGUGUUCACUACGUAGAGCUGAAUAUUCGCAAUCUUCAAUUGUAAAUAUACCGUUUAUUAUUUAUCCGUUUCUUUUUUUUUACCUUUUUCAUGACUUUUGCCCGUUCGCAUAUUUACAUACUUACACAUGCUAAUACUUACAAUGAAAACAUAAUUCAUUGAUAAUCAUGUUGCGAUGACAACUUCUGAGAUUUGGUGCAAAAAUAAGCACAAGCAAGCGGAAUGAUGUAGAAUUUUAUAAUGUUUUUAAACCUUAGUUACAAAUGAACCAAAAACAAAGAUAUACAACAAGAAAAUAAUAACAAAAUACGUGACUACAGGAACAAGUAGCCACAUUUUUUUUUUUAGAAAAAAC